Molecule: messenger RNA, 3351 nt
Organism: Brassica rapa (field mustard)
Lineage: Eukaryota; Viridiplantae; Streptophyta; Magnoliopsida; Brassicales; Brassicaceae
Product: protein MODIFYING WALL LIGNIN-2
Source: RefSeq, a predicted model, not a curated record
AGGGUACAACGAUUUAGAAACUAUGCACAACCAUGUUCUCCACUCGGUCGUGUUCCUUCUUGGUCUCGUUUCCUUCAUCACAUGUUUUAUAGCCGAGUUCAAUAGAACAAAGAAAGAAGACGUUCGAUGGGACACAGAGAGGACCUGUUAUAUACCAAGAAGCCAUGCUUUUUGGCUCGGAACAGCCGCUGUUCUUUGCUUCUGUGUUGCUCAGAUCGUUGGAAACAUAGUUGUGUUCCGAAUUUACAGGACAGGAACCAAAAGAGAAGAUGGUUACAAGAUUACUAAUCUUACUUUACCAACUGUUCUUUUGAUUCUCUCCUGGUCGAAUUUUGUGGUCGUGGUUUUGAUUCUGAGUACUGCAAUAAGCAUGAGCCGACUGCAGCCUUUCGGAGAAGGAUGGCUUGAAGAAGAUUGUUACCUUGUCAAAGACGGUGUCUUUGCAGCGUCAGGUUGCUUAUCCAUCCUUGGACUAGGAGCCUUGACUAUAUCAGCCAAUAAGACCAAAGUAAAGAAGCAGCAACAACAACUUGAGGCAAUCAUAACCAAAGACCAAGACCAAACAAAACCAGAAGGAAGAAAGCAGAACCAUGAUGAUCACCAAAUGAACAAGUCAGAAACUGUCAUUUAUUUUGUGGAAGAAGCACCUUCCACUGCUGAUGACAGGAUAUAAAUAAAAAGAAGCAAAAAGAGAAUUUACUAUUAUUAAUAUUUACAAAGUUGUAUUUGAUGGAUAAUUAGUGCCUUUAUAUUGGAAAUGUUGAAUGGACACAACAACGCGCCAAGCACACUAAAUGUUGGUCACUUUAGGAUCCCAUAAAGAGUCAGUUUCAACUUGUGUUUAGUAAUUAUAUAUUAUGAUAUUUUCUUUACUUACCAAUCUAUAUGCCUUCCAAGUAGGAAGAUUUGGUCCCAAUCAUAACCCCACAAGCCACUAAUGACGGUCCACAUAACUCUGACUAAUCUAAGGUUAUACUUAUACAUAACAGCAUGCAUGGAUAAUGAAAGGAAGCCUUCACAUCUCUGGGAGAUGCAUUCACUCUGGACCAAUAUCUUAGUCAACCAAAGUUGACCUUUCCAAAUUUAAGUUUUUUUUGGGGUCAAGUUUAAGUUGAACCUAGAAAACAAGAGGGAACAGAGAAAACAAAUCAUGGAAGUAGACUAUAAAGACUUUACAUAUCUCUGAAGAAUUACCAGUGUUUUUAGAUAUUAAAAAAUUAACAACACUCUAAAAACUAUCAUAAAUAUCAGAAGGUAAGUUCAUUAGAUAAAAAUCACACAUGAACUUGUCAAUGAUAUAUAUGUGCCAGUGCCACGAUCAACGAUAUUCACCCAAAGGUUAUAAAUAUAUCCACCUCUAAAAUCGGAUGGUGGUGGCUGUAGUUGAUGAAGUUAUAUAUUCUUCACGGAUCUCGCGAUAGGGUCAGCCGGAAUGUAAGGUCUCCGAAUAGGAUGGAACUGACUGCGAGAUCAUGUAGAAGGAUCCUUCAAUAAUAUUAGCAGUUUGAACAUUUUUUCCUUCAAGUUUGAUAAUUUAUAUCAGUUGUAACAUCCCGAGUUGUAAUAUGAAAAGACUUAAGAAAAUUGAUUUGGUUACCUAUGUCACCAAAGUUGAUUUACAUUUUCCGUCACACAUGUGUUUAGAACUCUUAAAUUAAGUGUGUUUGGGCUGGAGUAGUGAAAUAAUGGGUGACCUAUUGGGAAGUAAUUCGCGAUAGUGUGCGAGUGAAGCCGAAACAGAAAAAAUAUAAUGUGGUGAUUGCAGAGUCAGUAAACAAGAUUUUCAGAUCUUUAGAAAAUUAACGCACUGCCCGUAAGACAUGAUGGGGCUCACGGGCCGAGUGAGCGGGUGUGACUAGCCCAUUAGCCAUAGGCGGUCGGGUAAUUACAAUGGUAUCAGAGCUGGUUAGCCAUCUCGGUUCUGACCCGAGAGGCGUCUUGAGACCUGUCAUGGGGCGCAACGAGGACGUUGCGUCCUUUGAGAGAGGUGAAUUGUAACAUCCCAAAUUGUGAUAUAUGGAAAGACUUAAGAGAAUUGAUUUGACUACCUAUGUCACUAAAAUUGACUUACCUUAGCUUUUCCGUCAUACAUCCGUUUAGAACUCCAGAAUUAAGCGUGCUUAGACUAGAGUAGUGAAAUGAUGGGUGACCUAUUGGAAAGUGAUUCACGAUAGCGUGCGAGUGAGGCCAAAGCACAGAGAAAGUUUAUGUGGUGAUUGCAAGGUCAGUAAACAAGACUUUCGGGCAUUCAGUAAAUUAACGCAAUGAGAUGGGAUCCACUGACCGAAUGAACGGGUGUGGGUGAUCCAUUAGCCGUGGGCGGUCAGAGCGUUACAGUAUUUUGACCGAUCACAUGUCAUAAGUGAUCGGUCAAAAUACUGUAACGCUCCGACCGCCCACGGCUAACUGGUUAUGACUCAUAACCAGUUAGCCUUUACAUAAUAAUGGCUAUAUUAUUACAGCAUGUAUUCAUGGUUUUUACGAAUGGUUCCUAUAGGGAGAAACUGUUCAUAUAUCAAAGUACAUAAGAGCAAUUUCUUUUAAGUUUAAGUUGUUGAACUGUUUUUCCUUAGGCUUCUGCCAAGAAAGUUGUUGUUUCUUCCCUGAAUAAAGAAGGUUGUUAUUAACGCUGUCUCUCCUUCUCAUGGACAAGGUGAAAAAGGCUGGAAGGAGAAGGAGAACAAAAAGCUACAAAAAAGGAGAGGAGAAAGAUAACUAGAAGUUGAAGUUGAAUGAGACUAUUAUGGUACGUAUGUGUUUUUGUGAUUACAUGGAGGAAGACUUAGACUUUAACAUUUAUAAAAGAAAUCGAAUUAGUGCCAGUAAAAUUAAUCAGCAUAUAUAUCACACUAUCUAUAUUAUAUCAACGACUCUCCUAAAUAGCAUCAAUUGUAUUUGUUUUUAAAAGACAAAAGGUUAAAUGCAAAAGCAUACUUUGUUGAUCAUUGCACCGACUUCACACAACGUAAGCAUACUGUAUGUGAUCAAGGGGCUGUAAGCAUAAUAUCUGCCCAUUCAACUUGACCCCAAACUUCAUUAUAACGACCACAAUGUUUUUUAAGCAAUAUCACAGCACACCAAAUCCGGGAGGUACCAAGGAAAGGAUACAGCGCAGGACCAACCCAAAAGAUUACGAGUUUUCCACCAUAACUUCCUAUUUCCACUCCAAGUUCACGACUAAAAUGCCGACAGUGUUCAGUCAAACCUCUCACUAAUCUCCACUUUCGACACUUUGUGUCAUACCACCAACAUUCACGUUGAUCAUAAGAGUACCAUACCUCAGCUAUCUUAGAGAUACUCUCACCAAAGUUUGCACGAUAAACUUCCCACCUACAUUUUUUUAACAAGAUA